This is a messenger RNA of Schistocerca gregaria, 4591 nucleotides long. RefSeq lists its product as uncharacterized. Bases 3440 to 4588 code for a protein of 382 amino acids. The record is from RefSeq and is a predicted model, not a curated record. Gene Ontology annotation, molecular function: monoatomic cation transmembrane transporter activity. Gene Ontology annotation, cellular component: membrane. The transcript is spliced from 7 exons. Gene Ontology annotation, biological process: transmembrane transport; monoatomic cation transport. NCBI's taxonomy places the organism in Eukaryota, Metazoa, Arthropoda, Insecta, Orthoptera, Acrididae.
UGAAGUUUCUCCGCCAGAAACCACGACCAGUGUUAACCAGCUCAAAACCAUAAGCUAACCAAAAUGUUUUCAGCAACUUUUUUUAAAGUAACUGUUCGGUAUUAUUGCGUUUCCAACGAUAUCAAACGUGGGCAUAAGAUAAUCGUUGGUCUUGGAAACCCGGGGAGUCAAUACGAACAUUCCAGACACAACAUUGGAUACAAUAUUGUUGAUUCAUUUUCUUCUAUUCAUAAAAUUCAACUUCUUCGACAUAAAUUUGAUAGUUUGUAUAAGACAAGUACACUUUUUGGGCAAAACGUGACGCUAGUCAAACCCUUAACUUUUAUGAAUCAAUCUGGAAAGUGUGUUAGACGUUGGGUAGAUUACCUCAAAAUUCCUUAUAGCGACUGUUUGAUUAUACACGAUGCGGCUGAUUUACCAUUUGGAGUAAUCAGGUUUAAAUGUCAAGGUAGAUCAGGAGGUCAAAAUGGAGUCAAGGACAUCAUCGAAAAUCUUGGAACAAAUCAUUUUCCUAGAAUCAAGGUUGGAAUAGGAUGUCCAGCUAAGGACCAAAAUUACGACCUAAAAUCCUAUGUUCUUAGAUCUUGGCCCUCAAGUGAUAGAAAAAAGCUGGAUUAUUUAAUUGAAAAAGGCGUUGAGUGCGUAGAAACGUUUUUGGUUUACGGAGAACGAAAGACUAUGAACAAGUUUAAUGACAAGAGAAAUACAAUUUUCACAGAUAAAAACUCUGAAGAGCCCUGAAACUAUGUCGAUAUUUGAAUGUAUGUAUCUGUCAACUGGGUUGACAAGUUAACAAAAAACGGACAUGAUACCUCCCUAAUUAUUAAGGUGAUUCAGGCAUUUCAUAAAAAUGCUAAAUUAAAGAUAAAUUCAAAUAUCGUGAUAUAUAGUUCGACAACAUAAUAGAUUUGAAAAAGGCAUCUUCAGCCAUCUAGGCUCAAGGUAAACACUUUUUUUUACUAGAAAAUACUAAGAUAUCCUUUAUACCAUAGAAAUCGUCUGGCUCAUUGUUGCAGCUACCCCGGUAACCGAAGGCCUCGCUGUCAAAAAGAGUUAUGCUUAGCGGCUGAGUACAAUUAAAGUGAUUUAUCCGAUGGAUCGCUUAUAUCCUAUGUCGCGUAGAUACAAGAUUCAGUGCAAAACAGCAUGUGUAUGCCAUGUAAUGCAAAGAGCAAAAAUAGUCAUUAAACCGAGAGGAAUAUAUGCACAGCGCGUAACUCGAAUUUUUUUGAAAGAUUCGGACAAAAGAAUUGAAAAAAUAAGGUGCUCUUAGUGUUUCAGGUGCAGACAACGUAUGAACAUUCAAAAUUUGCGUUCGUUGGCUAUUGAUGCAUCUGAGAAGUCUUCAUUUGAUACUGCCAUAUUUUUUGCCGAUAAAUUAGUAGCCUUGGAUCCGGGUAAUACUCUUUGCCUCUUAUUUUGACACUUUUAACUCUUGCUUCCUUAUCAGCCAAGCUGAACAGAUAAGAGCCACAUGGACUCCUCAGGUGGUUGUGCACCUUUCUCAAUAUCUUUAACUGACUCUUAAAAAUCCGCUUUUCACUCGAAUGCCUUGCCUGGUAUGCCUACAGACAACUUGGACAACGUUUACUUAUUAGCACAAUGUUAUUUCAAGUCUGGCCAAUAUAAGCGAGCCAACCAUCUUCUUCAGAAAUAUCGACAAUCAUCAUUGAGCAAUUUUAAGUCGUACAAUGAUGCGUCGGUGAACUAUAAUAUUCACAGCGAUAUCUACAAAAAAUGUACACUUUUACUUGCGAAGUGUCGAGUACGUAAAUAGCGCUACUGCGUACUUAUGCAAACAGAGGUUCGAAUUCGAGUAAUCUCAACCUAUCAUUCGUAUAUAGGUUCAGUGUAAGGAUUGGUAUGGCUGUAUCGAAGUCCUAGGCGAUCACAAACAGGAUGAGGAAGAAAUGAGAAGAGAAGAUUCUGAUGAGCAAGUUCCUAUUGGCGAGGGAAUUAAAACAGACGCCGCAAUUUGCUUGUUGAGAGGAGACGCAUUUGAAGCUCUGGAUUUGAGACAAAGAGCAGUUUAUUGGUAUAAAAAGGCCCUAUACGAAGAUGUUUUUUGUUACGAGGCAUGGGCUAAACUGACAGAUAAAUUGAUGCUCACAGGUCCAGAAGAACAGCAAGUUAUCCGAUCGCUUCAGUUUCCCAAGAAUGCAGAAUGGCUUCGGACUUUUUAUCUCUGCAAAACCAGCAGUUUUAUGAGCUGUUUUGGAAGUGUUAAAAAUGGUGUGGUCUGUCCCGGGAAAAACUACGAACAGAUCGAACCUUUUUAUAAAUUAGAGCAGAGUCGCCAAUUCGAAGAUAAUGAAUACGUAUUGGCGUUUAAAGCCAAUUCCGCAUUUUACUACGGGGAGUUCAGCAAUGCCUACAAGAUCUCAAAAAAAAUUUUAGAUAAGUAUCCGCACUCUACAAGUGUACUUCCCGUGCAUAUAGCCUGCUUGGUAGAGCUCGAUAUGACCAAUGAUUUAUACUAUCUUGCACAUAACUUGAUAGAUCAAUAUCCGAAGGCGGCCAUCUCAUGGUACGCCGUGGGCUGUUACUACUACCUCAUUGGAUCUUGGCCCAGUGCGCGCCGCUACUUUAGCAAGUCGAAUGUUCUUGACCCAGAAUUUGGGUUGAGUUGGCUUAGUUAUGGACAUACCUUCGCAAGGGAAGGCGAGCAUGAUCAAGCCAUGGCUUCUUAUCGAACAGCCUCGCGUCUGCUAGCUGGCUCUCACAUCCCCUACCUCUCUAUUGCCUCAGAACUUAUACGGGUCAAUAAUCUUGAGCUAGCCAGCGAAUUCGUUGGAAAAGCCUGUCAAAUGCAGCCACUAGACCCCUGUUCUGUUCACGAAGUGGGCGUCAUUCAAUACUUAAAAGGCAACUGGAAAAAAGCGAUUGAACAUUUUGAAAAGGUGCUAGAAAUGGUCGAAAAUAAUCUAACCGAAACUUUCGAGCCAACCUUGUUCAACGCAGCACACGCUUACCGAAAAAUUAAGAACUACGAUAAGGCAAUUGAGUAUUACGAGCAAGCCGCUAACCUUUUGCCCUAUAACCCAACAGUUUAUGCGGCACUAGGAUACACAUAUCAUUUGAGAGGCAACCUUGACGAUGCGAUUCAUUAUUACCAUCAAGCACUGGGUCUGCUUCCGGAACAUUCAUUUUCUGCUGAUAUGCUCCAGCAGGCUCUCGAAGAGCAAUUCACACAAACGGAUGCUUCACACUUACUCGCCUUAUAAUUUUUUUCAUUUAGUUCCAAAGCUCCUAGCGCGUUGGCGGUUUGUUACAACAGAACCUCAUGGAGCCAUAUUUUUUUGCUCGAUGUUUUAUUGGGUGACCAAAAAAAAGCUGCAUAUAUGGAAGCUGUUACAAAGAGGAGUCCGAUAAUUUGACUUGUUAUACGUUUUCUCUAUAGUUUUCUUUUCAUAUUAUUCCAGCUUGCAAAUUAUUUCACAUGCAUCUUGGUUCUGUGCCCAGCCUGAGAGAUUGUGCUUACCACUUUUCUCUGCCUAAGCAUGCUUUAGUUUCUUCUCGCCGAGGAUCCGUAAAACAUUUUCAUAUUCCUACGUUCAAAUCUAGAGAAUUCACGUACAGGAGGCAAGCAAAGAUGAAACCCAUAGUUUACAGCAACCUACGUUUCGAUAAAUAUCCCUUUUUGCAGCACAUUGGACAUAAUCACGACAUAAUCGACAGCUCGGACGGCGACAAGGGCUCCAAUGUGUCAGAUGAUCGUGAACAUAAACGUAUACAGACCAUUGGAAUCCGUUUGACUGUCCUUGGGCUCGUAACUAAUGUAAUUUUGACAGUCAGCAAAGGUCUCUUUGGAAUUAUUGGAAAUUCUGCCUCUUUGGUAUCAGAUUCGCUUCACUCGCUAGGUGAUUUAAUAACCGACAGUAUAGCCUUGGCCACAUACCACAUAGCUUCAAAGCCCACAUCGAGCGUCUAUCCUUAUGGAUAUUACAAAUUUGACAGCCUAGGCGGCUUCACUGUGUCCUUUUUGCUGGUUGUCACUGGACUUGGAAUAGGCUGGCAGGCAGCAGUUGAAUUAGCGAGCGCACCGGCAGUUACCCCGACCCCCAUAACGCUAUGGAUAGCAUUGGGGUGCAUCAUAACAAAGGAGCUGUUGUUUCAAAUGACUAUUCGCAUUGCUAAGAAAGCCAACUCGACCGUUCUCGUGGCGAAUGCUUGGCAUCACCGUAUAGAUGCCAUAUCCACUGCUCUUGCCUUCGUCGGAAUAGGGGGAGAGAUGCUAGGUAUCCCUUAUUUGGACAAUGUGGCUGCUAUAUUUGUGGCCGGGAUUGUAGUUAAAUCUGGAGUUUCAGUCAUUAGAAGAGCCAUUGACGAACUAACCGACCGUAAUUACUUUGAUAAGUUCGAGAAGCAUUUUUCUGAAGUCUCCGAAUUACUUCGCAUCCGGAUUGGCCGGGUCCGCUUGAGAAAGUCUGGACAGAAGCUAAUUGCUGACUUGGUUAUUAUCGCAGACAGCCAAGAUUUGCACCAGACUCUAGAGUUGGCCAGAAGUGCCAAGAAAAAGCUAAGAGAAAAAAUACCUGCAUUGGAAGAUAUUGUGAUAGAAAUUCACGAAAAAGAAAACAGAUUGUAGUGA